AUGACGGCCUUUCUCACCAUCGUACUGGCUUUUCUGUCAGUCGUCAGUGCAGCGACAUUGUCUGCCAAUUAUCCUAUCAACGCGCAAUUACCACCCGUUGCCCGGAUUUCACAACCUUUCCGAUUUGGAUUCGCCCAAAGUACUUUCUCUAACAGCGACGCGGACACUAAAUAUUCGCUAUCAAAUGCGCCAUCAUGGCUCGAAGUGGACAGCAGCAGUCUCACUCUGUCCGGAACGCCACACCCAGGCGACAGUGGCACCAUCAAGUUCAAGCUUGUGGCAUCGAACGAAUCGGGAAAAGACAGCAUGGAGGUUACUUUGAUCGUGACAGCAGACCAGGGACCGACGGUGAACAAGCCGCUUGUACCUCAACUGGAGAAAUUGGGACCGGUCUCAUACCCUGCCAGGCUGUUCAUCCAUCCAGGUCGUCCAUUCUCAAUCGAGUUCGACCAGGAUACCUUUGGCAACACGCAUCCUUCCACGAUCUACUACGGAACCUCGCCGAACAACGCCCCGCUACCUUCCUGGAUCAAUUUCGACCCGGCAGCCCUGAAGUUUGCUGGGUAUAGCCCUGCUUUUCCAGGCGCGGGGCCUCAGACAUUUACUUUUCAGCUGAUCGCAUCGGAUGUAGCUGGGUACAGUGCGGCCAACGUGACUUUUGAACUCUCGAUCGGUCCCCAUAUUCUGACAUUCAACGAGACUGUUCAAACCUUCAAUCUUACGAGAGGAGAAGAGUUCAACAGCCCAAAAUUCACCAGCCUUCUCACUAUGGACGGUUCGCCAAUCUCUAUCAAGGAGCUGGCAAAGGUCGAUGCUGAAUUGCCGGACUGGUUGGAGCUGGAUGAGGACAAUAUCUCGUUGAGCGGGACACCACCCAAGAAUGCUGUGAACCAGAAUAUCACCAUUGCCGUUACAGACUCUUUCCAGGAUGAAGCGCACUUGAUGCUUCGGCUAGAUUUUUGGAAGCUGUUCCUCGACACCGUGGAUGGCUGCGAGGCAGCCAUUGGUCAGGACUUCAAGUUCGUGUUCAACCAGUCUAUCGUCACCGAUGACUCUGUGCAAUUGGAGAUCGAUUUGGAUAGCGACCUCACGUGGCUUACCUACUUCUCGGACAACAAGACUCUCUACGGGCAUGUUCCGGAUGACAUGGACCCCAAGAAGUUCACCAUUCCUCUUACUGCACACCAAGGAUCGACUGAAGACACAAGGGACUUUAUUCUCGAUGUUCUCAAAGCCUCCGACACACAUUUGAACCCCACCGAUCCGUUCACUCAUCCUGACACCCCCAACCACAGGAAGGCUGGAAUCAUCGCGAUCUCGAUUGUGGUCCCAUUCGUGAUAAUUCUGAGUAUGCUGAUUCUCUUCUGCUGCUGGCGUAGCCGCAAGGGCUCGCCCACGAUCGAAGAGGGUCCAUCUGACAGCAAGCCUGCUCCACCACGACCUGUCAGGCCAGAUGUCCCUAUUUGCCAGCCAUCCAUGACGGAAAGACCUUCCCGCGAUCGUGAUGACAAUUCCGACGAUUGGAUGAGUCCUAUCUCCCCAUCGUCGAUUCCCAAGCUCGAACUUGGACCCGCGUGGAACGUGUCAUCAUUUGAUAAACGGGAGCACCCAGUUAGCUUUUCUAUCCCUGAGCCCAUUGUUCCCCCUCGCUCUCCUGCUCGCAAGUCUCCCACUCGUGGGGGCUUCGUCCCUCUGCGAGACCCCAUCGAAGAGAAUAAGCCAGUUCAAACUGUCUCGCCGUCCAAGAAGCAAACCAAUCGUCUCUCAUACACAAACAGCCCCGUGCGUCGCAAGACGACCACCCGCUCCCGCCGAGAGCCAUUGAAGACAAUCCAGCCGCGAGCCAUGAGGCGAGAAUCCAUCCAAUCAUCCAAGUCGAAGAGAUACUCAAGGCGCUCAAGCGGUAUCUCCUCCAUUGCCUCUGGACUGCCUGUACGAUUCAGCGGAGCGGGCCAUGGCGCCGGCGGCUUCGGACCUCCCGGCCAUGGCGUGGUGCAGGCAUCAUGGCAAAAUGCGCGAGCCUCGAUGAUGAGCGAUGAGACCAGCAUAACCAACAUGGCGAUGAUGCUCCCGCGUCCGCCAGCCGCAGCACGCAUGCGCCACAGCAUGGCAUCCAGCAUUCCCGAAAACUACAAGCGCAUGACCCUGCGCACCGUCGAGCCCGAUGACUCCACCCUCUCGGAAGCCGACUCCCUGGAAGCGUUUGUUCACAGCCGAGCCAAGCACCGCAACUCUUCCAACCCUCUCUUCUCCGCGCAAAUCAGCCGACGCACUUCCUUGGGCAUGCGCGCGCUCGACCGAAACCGCAGCAUGCGCAGCCGCGCCGACACCGUCUCCGAAUCCACCUUUAGUGAUGACUUCCGCCGAUCCAUCCACGAACGGCCCUUGUCGACAGCGAUCUCAGCUUCGGAAUACGGCGAUGACACCACCGCCAACCGGUUCUCCCAAUAUCAAAACCUGCACCAGGCCGGUCUGUUCCCUCUUGCCGAGGGCAGCGCAUAUGGCCAGAGCCAGCUGAGUCUUGCACAAGAAUAUCGCGGUGCUAUCUCUCCGCUGCCGCGGUUCUGGAGCGAGAAUAGUAUGGGCAGUGGUCGGCAAUUGGAGGGCCAGGGCAACUCCCAGCCUCAGAAAGUGAACGAUGAAAAUGCUAUGCCGCACAGCUCAUCAAUGAUCUCGGAUCUGGAUGAGCAUCUGUCGCGCAAGGUCCCUAAUAAGAGCCCCAAUCAUCCGUGGUGGUUGUCGUCACCUCUUGAGCCCCCGCGGCCGAUUAAGAGUGACGAUAAGCGUGGUCUUCCUAUAGCCAGUAGUGGAGAGCUGGCAUUUGUUUGA
Molecule: messenger RNA, 2829 nt
Organism: Penicillium concentricum
Lineage: Eukaryota; Fungi; Ascomycota; Eurotiomycetes; Eurotiales; Aspergillaceae
Product: putative transmembrane glycoprotein
Exons: 1
Coding region: 1-2829 (942 amino acids)
Cellular component (GO): membrane
Molecular function (GO): calcium ion binding
Source: RefSeq, a predicted model, not a curated record